AUGGCCUCGCCGUUCACAAAAGCCGUAGUCUCGUCAAUGCGGACACUCUAUCCGGAGUGCCUAGCAGACAAAUCCUUUGACAAUACGGGGCUGCUCCUUGAAGCCCCAUUCCUUCGCGAACGUCGAAAUCGCAACUCCGUCCUACUCACCAUCGACCUUACCAAGGCUGUAGCAGAAGAAGCAAUACAAAACAAGCACUCAGUCGUGGUUGCCUACCAUCCCAUAAUAUUCCGUGGUCUCAAGUCUAUAACCCUUGGCGAUACCCAACAACACACGCUCCUCCGUCUUGCCGCCCACGGCAUCUCUGUCUACUCUCCACACACGGCAGUGGAUAUCGUUCCUGGUGGCAUGGGAGACUGGCUCUGCGACGUUGUAACUGGCAAGAUCGACCCACGUACUGCAGAGAACUACACCGCGGGUAGCUCGCCCUCUUCUAUUACUGAUCGCUCAACCUCAGCCUCAGAGUCUUCACCACCCGUCAAUGCAUCCAACGCUAGCAACGACCAGCCCGCAGACCCUUCAACGCCUAAACCGAAGACCAAACGCCCUACUAACCCACACCGCGCCUACAGUAAGCCGACAUAUCCACGGCCAACCGCUGCUUUCCAUAGCAAUGUUCUGUCGCACAAGCGCAGCGUUAUCACACCGUCUCCCUCAGCCGCCCUAAGUGCCGCUAAUGCCCUGACUGAUAGCGACACCUACACGUCAGAGAAUACUGGGUCUGGACGCAUUCUCACCUUCGACACGCCGCAACCCCUUACGAUACUCAUCACGCGCAUAGCCCACGCCAUUGGUCUUCCCAAGGGCUUCCCUGUCGCAAUCCCUCAGUCGUCGCUGGUCGAAGACAUCCUCGUGCGCACGGUCGGCAUCUGCCCCGGUAGCGGCGCCUCGGUCAUCUCACGUGCCUCCUCACCGCCAGAUCUGAUCUUCACUGGAGAGAUGUCACAUCACGAGGCGCUGGCGGUCACGGAGAGAGGCGGAUGCGUCGUCAGUCUAUUCCACAGCAAUAGCGAGAGGGGCUACCUGUGGGGAGUGUUCCGGGACCGGCUAGAGCAGCAUCUGAACGGCGAAUGGGAGCAGACAAGAAAACAGUGGAAGAAAGAAGGGGGCAGUUGGGAGGACGGGAUCGAAGAGAUCCUUGAGGACGAGAGCGUAGAGGUGGUUGUCUCCGAACGGGACCGUGAUCCGUACGGCAUCGUGGUGCUGGAGGAGAGCGAAGUCCAGGGCAUUACUCUAGGGGUGGGAACCGAAUCAGAGGACGAUGAUAGAUAG
Messenger RNA from Cyphellophora europaea CBS 101466, 1272 nucleotides. RefSeq names its product YbgI/family dinuclear metal center protein. The record is from RefSeq and is a predicted model, not a curated record. NCBI's taxonomy places the organism in Eukaryota, Fungi, Ascomycota, Eurotiomycetes, Chaetothyriales, Cyphellophoraceae. Gene Ontology annotation, cellular component: mitochondrion; cytoplasm. The transcript has a single exon. Bases 1 to 1272 code for a protein of 423 amino acids.